AUGGUGAUUAACUCGAUAGAGAUGAGAAGAGGACAUCUAGUAGAAAGGGAUGUCGUCUUUGAAGAAGAUAAGGCUUGGAAUUGGCACACCAAUUCUGAAUCUUCCACGGCGUAUGAGUUAGAGUGGGAAGAAGAGAAAGAUGUUGGCAGCAGCAGUUCUGAAAUACCUGAGGCUGAAAAUGCUGAUCAAGUCGCUGACCAUGAUGAGCCUGAGCAUCAUACAUCAGCCCCAGUUGAUGCAUCAACACGUUAUCCAGUACGAGACCGCCGACAACCAUAUUGGAUGAAUGAUUAUGUUACUGGUGAAGAUCUUUCCAAUGAAGAACUUGUUGAUUCUUUCUCUAACUUAGCCUUGUUUACGUGUGAUGAUCUUAUGACCAAACCAUUGAAGCUGGGAGUAUUCUUGAAGUUGCGAAAGUCUCUUGGUGUUUGCUCUGAAAUUGAAGUAAACUGCAAACCAGAAGUUAAAAUGAGAAGUUGCAGUUUAAGGGAGGAUGUUGAGGACAGAAGUUAA
Vicia faba (fava bean) is the source of this 513-nucleotide messenger RNA. The record is from the annotation of a GenBank genome assembly. NCBI's taxonomy places the organism in Eukaryota, Viridiplantae, Streptophyta, Magnoliopsida, Fabales, Fabaceae.